AUGGCUCUUCACAACCCCAACAACUGGCACUGGGUUAAUAAGGAUGUUAGCCCCUGGACCAAGACCUAUCUCCAGGAUAGCUUGUCCAAGAUCUCUGCCGAAGAAAAUGGCGUUUCCGCCAAGGUUGAGAAAGUGCUCAGUAUGGAUGGCGACGUAGAUGUCAGCCAACGUAAAGGAAAGGUUAUUACUCUUUAUGAUGUGAAAUUGCAGCUAGAAUACGAAGGUAAAACUAAGGAUGAGGAGACCGUGACCGGCACAAUCACCAUUCCCGAAGUCGCUCAUGAUACCGAAGAGGAUGAGUUUGUCUUUGAAAUCAGUGUCUACUCGGAGUCGUCGUCAAAGCAGCCCGUAAAGGAUCUUGUUCGAUCUAAGAUUGUUCCUCAAUUACGUGUCGCGCUUGCCAAACUUCCUCAGGUUCUCGUCUCGGAACAUGGAAAAGAUAUUCAGCAUGCUCCCGGCUCAAACCCUUCAAGCGGAUUUGCGACCCCGGCUUAUCACCCACAAAAGUCGUCCAGCCCAGCAGUUGGUACCUCCAAGACUACCACUACAUCCACUGGCAAAGUCUCCGUCAACACCACAACCGUCACUGCCUCGGAUGAAUUCCGAACCACCGCGGAAGAAUUGUACACCACAUUCACCGAUCCUCAACGCAUCGCAGCAUUCACUCGCGGACCUCCCCUUCAAUUCGAUGGUGCCAAAGUCGGAGGCAAGUUCGCCAUCUUUGACGGCAACGUGACCGGCGAAUACGUUACCCUAGAGCCCUUUAAGCGAGUUGUCCAGAAAUGGCGCUUGGCUCAAUGGCCGGAAGGUCAUUUCAGCACGCAGGAAAUCGUCUUCAACCAAAACGAUGUCGACCGUGUGACUGUCAUGCAAGUUACCUGGACCGGUGUGCCCAUUGGUCAGGAGGAGGUUGUCCAGCGUAACUGGGAAGGAUAUUAUGUUCGCAGUAUUAAGCAGACCUUCGGGUUUGGCACGAUACUCUGA
This is a messenger RNA of Talaromyces marneffei, 984 nucleotides long. RefSeq lists its product as uncharacterized. Gene Ontology annotation, molecular function: ATPase activator activity; protein-folding chaperone binding. Gene Ontology annotation, cellular component: cytosol. The transcript is spliced from 4 exons. The record is from RefSeq and is a predicted model, not a curated record. Gene Ontology annotation, biological process: positive regulation of ATP-dependent activity; protein folding. Lineage: Eukaryota; Fungi; Ascomycota; Eurotiomycetes; Eurotiales; Trichocomaceae. The coding region runs from base 1 to 984 and encodes 327 amino acids.